GCUGGCCACUUGUAGUGUCUGCUCUCGGUGUCGGUGUGUAACGCACAGUCCUGCGGGAUAACGUAAAGAAUUGACUUAUGUUUUCCUCUUGAGUCUGGUUUGAGAAGCGGACGCCUCAUGGGGCUCAUCUCAUGACUGCUGACCCGAGGAAGAGCCUCUGUACAGCGAAACUGUUGAUAGAGUAGUGAACCGCUACUAGCGCCGGGGUUUGUGUGACGGGCCCAGCGCUGAUCACCGGAGACAGACCCGAGCUCCGGAGCAGCGCUCGUCGCGUUCAUCAGCGGGAGCAUGGCUCAGACCGGAGCGCCUCCGCGAUGGAAGAACUGUCCCAGAAGAGGACAACCUGUGGCUGGUAAAUUUUUGCCCAUGAAAACCAUGCUUGGACCACGCUAUGAUGAUAAAGUCCCAGAGGAGAACAGGUUUCAUCCCAGUAUGCUGUCCAACUAUCUCAAAAGCUUAAAGGUGAAGAUGGGUCUGCUGGUGGACCUGACGAACACCAGCCGCUUCUACGACCGAGCAGAGAUCGAAAAAGAAGGAAUCAAAUACAUCAAACUUUCCUGCAAAGGUCACGGCGAGUGUCCCGCAGUGGAGACGACAGAGAUGUUCAUCAGGCUGUGUGAGCACUUCAUCCAGAAGACGCCCACAGAGCUCAUCGGCGUUCACUGCACGCAUGGCUUCAAUCGCACUGGCUUUUUAAUGUGUGCCUACCUGGUGGAGAAAAUGGACUGGAGUAUCGAGGCCGCUGUGGCAGCGUUCGCUCAGGCUCGGCCCCCGGGCAUCUAUAAAGCCGACUAUCUGAAGGAGCUCUUCCGCCGCUACGGGGACGUGGAGGACGCGCCGCCCGCCCCUGCUCUCCCCGAAUGGUGCUUCGAUGAUGAGGAGGAUGAAGAUGUGGACGAUGAUGGGAAUGCUUUCGCUCAGGGCUCCGAGCCCAGCUCCUCUCACUCCAGUCAGGGCAAGAAGAAGAAAGAACGACUAAAACUGAAUGCUAUGUUUCUGGAGGGAAUGUCUGUCAGAGGAGUCACUCAAGUCAUGGCACAGCCCAAGCUCGGCAUGAUCCAGAGGAAGUGUCAGGAGUUCUCUGAGUGGGACAAAUCGGGGUUUCCUGGUGCUCAGCCCGUAUCGAUGGACCGCAGGAACAUUCGUCUGUUGGAGCAGAACGUUUAUAAAGUCAGCUGGAAAGCAGAUGGCACGCGGUACAUGAUGUUGAUAGAUGCAAAAGACGAAGUCCAUAUGAUUGACAGAGACAAUUCGGUCUUUCACAUAGCCAACCUGGAAUUUCCUUUCCGGAAGGAUCUUCGCACCCAUCUUUCCAACACUCUUCUGGACGGAGAGAUGAUUGUUGACAAAGUGAACGGCCAGCCCGUCCCGCGGUAUCUCAUCUACGACAUCAUUAAAUUUAACGGUCAGCCUGUGGGUCAGUGUGACUUUAAUAGACGUCUGCUGUGUAUCGAGAAGGAGAUCAUCUCCCCACGAUUUGAGAAAAUAAAGCUGGGCCAAAUUGAUAAAUCCAAGGAGCCCUUCAGUGUCAGGAACAAGCCUUUCUUCGACAUCCACGCUGCACGCAAGCUCCUGGAGGGCAGUUUCACCUCGCAGGUUAGCCAUGAAGUCGAUGGUCUUAUCUUCCAGCCAAUAGGGAAAUAUAAGCCGGGCAGAUGUGAUGACAUUCUGAAGUGGAAGCCGCCCAGCCACAACUCGGUCGAUUUCAGACUCAAGAUCACCAAAGUCGGCGGGGAGGGACUGAUCCCGCAGACGGUGGGUCUCCUGUACGUGGGGAGCUAUGACAUGCCCUUUGCACAAAUGAAGAUGGAGGAGAGAAUUGGUCCAAGCACUGAGCCUUGAGGAACCCCAGUAGCAAGAAGUUGUGACUUGGAAAUCUCACCCCUCCAAGACACCCUGAAGAACCUACCUGAGAGAUAAGACUUGAACCACUAGAGUGCAGUUCCUGAGAUGCCCAUUUUCAUGAAGGUGGAUAAGAGGAUGGUUAACUGUGUCAAAAGCAGGGGACAGAUCCACCAAGAUGAGUACUCCUCCAAGAAGUUACCCAGUUGGCCUGGGGGACAGAAAACAACUACAAAGUGGAUUUUAACAGAGUGGGUAAUAGUAAUUGUGUGUGAUUCAAAUGAACUGUUGCCAGUAAGAGAUGAUAGAGUAUCAAGAUGUUCAAAAAGUAAAGAUAGAGGAGAAAAGCAAUACUCGAAUGCCUUGUCAGUGUCCUUGCUCGGUGGAGUUGCACAAGGUAGAAUCGCUUCACAUUAGGGCUGCUGUGACUGCUGCUGCAGUGUAAUAACCAAUUACUGUAUAUACUCGACUGACACCUCAUUAUCGAAUUCAGCUGACCACGUCUUACUUUCAGCAAACCAAAACUGAAAAGUCACAAGAUAUGCAAAGGACAAAUGCUACUUGAGCACGCAUCUAUCACAGUAAACACAGUAAGCAAAAAUAUUUUCCUAGAGAAAACAAAGACGUUAAAAUCUAAUGAGAAAAGAAACAAAACACUUGGAAACUGCCGUCCUCUUCU
Messenger RNA from Carassius carassius (crucian carp), 2521 nucleotides. Its product is annotated as mRNA-capping enzyme-like. The transcript has 15 exons. Gene Ontology annotation, biological process: protein dephosphorylation; 7-methylguanosine mRNA capping. Bases 289 to 1842 code for a protein of 517 amino acids. Lineage: Eukaryota; Metazoa; Chordata; Actinopteri; Cypriniformes; Cyprinidae. The record is from RefSeq and is a predicted model, not a curated record. Gene Ontology annotation, molecular function: ATP binding; mRNA guanylyltransferase activity; mRNA 5'-triphosphate monophosphatase activity.